This is a messenger RNA of Thyridium curvatum, 2241 nucleotides long. RefSeq lists its product as uncharacterized. Gene Ontology annotation, molecular function: acetolactate synthase activity; flavin adenine dinucleotide binding; magnesium ion binding. The record is from RefSeq and is a predicted model, not a curated record. Gene Ontology annotation, biological process: L-valine biosynthetic process. Lineage: Eukaryota; Fungi; Ascomycota; Sordariomycetes; Thyridiales; Thyridiaceae. The transcript has 7 exons. Gene Ontology annotation, cellular component: mitochondrion; acetolactate synthase complex. Bases 1 to 2241 code for a protein of 746 amino acids.
AUGCAUAACCUUGAGAAGUACUCGGCAUCCUUUGCCUUCUUUGAAGGGCUCUGGGAAGCCGGUGUGACGCAUGUCUUCGUCAACUUGGGGUCGGACCAUCCGGCCAUCAUGGAGGCCCUGGCUCACGGUGCUUACCUUAAAGGCGUCAAAUUCCCCAGGGUCAUCACAUGCCCCCAUGAGAUGGUCGCCAUGAACAUGGCCGACGGCUUCGCGAGAGUGACGGGGAAGCCCCAAUGUGUCCUGGUUCACGUGGAUGUCGGAACGCAGAACCUGGGGUGCGCAAUGCACAACGCUUCUGUGGGACGGUGUCCGGUCCUGGUCUUUGCCGGCCUGUCUCCCUUCACGCUGGAAGGUGAGAUGCGCGGUUCCCGGACGGAGUAUAUCCACUGGUUGCAAGAUGCACCGGAUCAGAAACAGAUCGUCUCUCAGUUCUGCCGGUUCAGUGGGGAAUUCAAGACGGGCAAGAACAUCAAACAGGUCUUGAACCGCGCGCUCCAGUUUGCCACUAGCGACCCCAAAGGCCCGGCAUACAUCGUCGGUGCCCGCGAAGUGAUGGAGGAGGAAAUCGAACCGUAUCAUCUGGAUCAGGAAGUCUGGGACAACAUCUCACCUACAGGACUGCCGCCCCAAGCACUGGAGACGAUAGUAUCUCUUUUGGCCGAAGCGAAGAAUCCUCUUAUCAUUGCAGGAUAUACGGGUCGUAACCAUGCGACCGUUCCGGAGCUGGUCAAGCUUGCAGAGGCGAUUCCCGGCGUUCAGGUUCUAGACGGCCUUGGAAGCGAUGUUUGCUUCCCUUGGAGCCACCGAGCUUUCCUCGGGGUCGGAAUCGGCCGCCACGAGUCCAUCAAACAGGCUGAUGCGAUCCUAGUGAUCGACUGCGAUGUCCCGUGGAUCCCCACCCAGUGCAAGCCUCGCGCUGAUGCCAAGAUCAUCCAUGUGGAUGUAGAUCCCCUGAAGCAGAAUAUGCCACUGCACUACAUCCCAGCCUUCCGGAGGUAUCGUGCAGACUCGGAAACCGCUCUCCUCCAGUUGAACGCUUAUAUCGCCACGCAUCCUCGUUUCUCAAAACUUGCCGAGAUUGAGCCUUACCGCCAGCGGUGGAUAGACCUCGAGAAAUCCCACCAAGCCAUCAUCGACAAAGCUGCCAAGCUCGCAGAGACACCUGCCGAUCGAUCUUCGUCACCGAGCACAUCGUAUCUGUGCUCUCAGAUCCGCCAGGCCUGCCCUCAGGAUACGAUCUAUUGUCUGGAGGCCGUGACGAAUGCGCCAUUCAUCUACGAGCAGCUCCAGGUUGAUCAACCAGGCCACCUGCUCAACUGCGGAGGCGGUGGUCUCGGCUGGUCGGCCGGUGCAUCGCUUGGUGUCAAACUUGCCAGCGACUUCCAGGCCGGCGGCGCUGGCAAAGGAAAGUUCGUCACUCUCAUUGUCGGUGACGGUACAUACCUGUUCGGGGUACCCGGGACGGUGUACUGGGUCGCCAGGAGAUACGGUCUGCCAACUCUGACUGUAGUCCUGAGCAACAAGGGCUGGAAUGCGCCUCGCAACUCGUUGACUCUGGUACACCCAGACGGGUACGGGUCAAAGAUCUCUAAUGAGGAACUCAACAUAUCUUUCGACCCGACGCCAAACUUUGCAGGCAUAGGCAGGGAGGCGUCUGGAGGAAAGGCUUGGGCUGGGGUGGUCUCGACAGUAGAUGAUCUCGCUCGCAUGUUACCUGAGGCGAUCUCUCAAGUUCAGGCUGGCGUCUCUGCGAUUCUUGAGUGCUUAUUGACCAACGGGGCGGAGGUCAAGGCAGUGGAUGAGAACGGCCGAUCGUCCUGUCCACUCGCUGCCCAAAAUGGGCACAUCCAAACCGUGGAGUCUCUUAAGGCUACAAGGACUGCCGAUUUUGGCAUCAGAGAUCUCGAAGCCUACAGGGCGGCACAGGUGGCCAUGAACAACGGCCAUUCUGACAUACUCGAGCUGACAAUUCAAGGGACUGAGCUCGCGGAUGAGUGGCGUGACAAUCUACGCAGCUACUUGAGCAAGUCCAUUCAAAGGGGUGACGUGGCGACUUCAGCGCUACUCCUAGACAAUUGUUCCUCUGAUGGCCACAACCCAUGGCACGGGUUGUUCGAAUCACUUCUAAAGUACCUUGAGAGCACUCAAAAACGUCUCGAUAAGCUGAAGUACUGCAAGAUGAUUUUGGAGCAAUUUCUGAAAAACCUCUGGAGCUUUGCCGAGGUUCCUUGGAGUGGCUGA